AUGGCAAGUUUCGUGUGGUGUGUUGCGAUUCUUUCGCUGCCAGCCAUUUUUGCUUUGGCUCCUUUAACGGGCGAAAAGGCAGCGACCCUACGUGAUGCGCACGAUGACAGUGGUUACGUUAUGCAGAAAGUGUCCGUACCUGUUUCCUAUAAUCUGUACCUCGAUAUAACUAAUUACGACUUCUAUUCGUAUACGGGCACAGUGGAAAUCUUGAUGCGUUACACAGGAGAGGGAAAUCAGUUUUAUCUAAACAAUGCCGGCGUAGUUAUCGACGAGGAAAGUGUUACCGUUACCAGAUCGGAUGGUUCUAAUCUACCCGUAUCCAACAUUGUCUACAUGGACCAAUAUGAGCAAAUCUACUUCGGAUUCGCCGAACGACUCCAAACAGGAGAAAACUAUCGGAUUAAGAUCGACUUUUCGAACAGUAUAGGAACAGAACUGAAAGGCCUAUACAGGAGCAGCUACUUGAUAGGAAACACGACCAGGUACUUGGCCACAACCCAUUUUGAGGCAACAUAUGCUCGUACGGUAUUCCCAUGCUACGACGAGCCAUCGUAUAAGGCAACAUUCAACGUUCAAAUCCGCCACAGGUCCGAGUACACCGCUCUUUCUAAUAUGCCAGCGAUUGAUAAAGUACAGGAGGGCGAUUACACCGUGACUACGUUUGGAACUACACCACUAAUGUCGACAUAUCUGCUCGCCUUUGUCGUUUCGGACUUUAAAACCUUGUCAGAAGAGGCGGAUCGCUUUCGAGUUUUUGCUGCAGAACAUAAAGUGGAACACACUGGGUACGCAUUGGAGUUUCUUGGAAAAUCGCUACGGUCACUGGAAACCUUCUUUGGCCAUCAGUACCAGCUGCCCAAAGUGGAUCUCAUAGCCAUACCCGACUUUGCGAUGGGUGCCAUGGAAAACUGGGGCCUGAUUACGUUCCGCGAGCAGUACUUGAUCUUUGAGGAGGACGUGACAACUGCGCGGACGAAGCAGAACAUUGCGGAUCUUAUAACGCACGAGCUGACGCACAUGUGGUUUGGCAACGAAGUAACACCAGAGUGGUGGACAUACUUGUGGUUAAGCGAAGGAUUUGCUCGUUACUUCGAGUACUACAUUACGUCGCAGCUUGAGCCCACAUGGAACCUGUGG
Messenger RNA from Anopheles cruzii, 1140 nucleotides. RefSeq lists its product as uncharacterized. Gene Ontology annotation, biological process: peptide catabolic process; proteolysis. Gene Ontology annotation, molecular function: metalloaminopeptidase activity; zinc ion binding; peptide binding. Gene Ontology annotation, cellular component: cytoplasm. The record is from RefSeq and is a predicted model, not a curated record. The annotation marks the transcript as partial. The transcript is spliced from 5 exons. Lineage: Eukaryota; Metazoa; Arthropoda; Insecta; Diptera; Culicidae.